This is a messenger RNA of Rhopalosiphum maidis (corn leaf aphid), 3153 nucleotides long. RefSeq names its product inositol polyphosphate 5-phosphatase OCRL-1 (gene Ocrl). Gene Ontology annotation, molecular function: phosphatidylinositol-4,5-bisphosphate 5-phosphatase activity; inositol phosphate phosphatase activity. Gene Ontology annotation, biological process: phosphatidylinositol dephosphorylation; signal transduction. The record is from RefSeq and is a predicted model, not a curated record. Lineage: Eukaryota; Metazoa; Arthropoda; Insecta; Hemiptera; Aphididae. The transcript has 17 exons. Bases 559 to 3153 code for a protein of 864 amino acids. Gene Ontology annotation, cellular component: membrane.
UAUGUAUUAAUAUUUUUAAUAUUUUAAACUGAUUAAGCGUAUCAAACAUUACUUAUCUAUGGUAGCAAUGUUCAAAGUUUUAUAUAUCGUAUAAUAAGUAAUAACUUAAUACUUACUAAUACUCUAAUGAUUCAACUUUAGUUUUUACACGACACGGAGAAUUGUGACUUGUGGAACAUGCCUAUCUAGUCAUCAAUUUCACUAUUUGGUUAACCAUUGCGACUUUAAUUUAAAUACUCUAUGCAAUACGCAUUAUGUUAUCAUGAUUCCUAUCUCUGAAGUAAAACAAUAAUAAUAAUGUAUUCAUAAUAGUAUGUUUCAUUCAAAUUAAUGGAUACACCAAUACAAGUAAUAGUAAUUACAAAUUGUUACUACUAUUGUUGUUGUGUACAAUGUUCAUGAAUUCAGUAAUAAUUUUCGAAGGAGGUGUAAGCAAUUUAUUUAAAAAUAUUCUAAUUUGCUCUUGGAGCAUUUAAAUUUUCUGCAGUGGCUAUUUUAACGAACAGUCAAGUACGGGUUAAGCUGUUUUUAUAUCUGUGGAUCAUAUUUUAUUCUGCGAUGGAGCUAGCUGCAAUUAUGAAGGAUAAAUUGAAUGCUGGUGACAAUGUUGUGGCGCUUCACGAAGGUGUAUUGUUGCAAGGGUGGUCACCCAAAGCUCAUCGAUUAUUAGCCUUGGUCGAGCGUAAUUCAUCAUUUGGUUUGUUUGUAUUUACAACAUCUCGAAAUCCACCACAAGCCUUUACAGACCUCACAAUCAACUUUGUUGUGCCCAUUGAUAAUGAUUUCAAAUGUGAUAUAGAUUCAUUGUCAGCAGAAUCAAACUCUGAUAUUUAUAUUAACUUAUCAGCACGAAAUUUUAAAUUAUUUAUGGGAAUGGAUUCUGGUCAAGAAACUAAUCAUUUUUUUAAUGAAUUAUCUAGAUCAAUGGACCUUUAUUUAAAAAAUCAUCAGAAAUUGGAUUUUCAAUGGUUGAAAAAGUAUAACACAAAUGAUCUUGACUUGGAAUUAGGUUUGAUGAUGAAUAUCAAUGGUGAUAAUACAACUAACAGUAUAAUAACAGCUAAUAUGGCUGUAUCUGAAAAUGAUAUGUCAUUCCCUACUGGAACACAUGCACUUAGUUCUCGAGAAAGUGUUAUACAGCGACAAAUGAUUUUGAGUGAAGAACAAUAUACUAAUGCACAAAAUUUCAGUAUUUAUGUUGGUACUUGGAAUGUCAAUGGCCAACCAACCUUGUCUUCACUAAAUGAUUGGCUAAUUUGUGAUUCCGAACCCCCUGACAUUUAUGCUAUUGGAUUUCAAGAACUUGAUCUUAGUAAAGAAGCAUUUCUUUUUAAUGAUUCUCCACGAGAAGAAGAAUGGUUACAAGCUGUAACAAAAAGUCUUAAUUCCAAAGGAAAUUAUAGAAAAGUAUCAUUAGUUAGAUUGGUGGGAAUGAUGCUUAUAGUGUUUGUUAAAAAUAAACAUAUGGAUCAUGUGAAAAAUGUUGCUACUGACACUGUUGGUACUGGAAUCAUGGGAAAAUUGGGAAAUAAAGGUGGAGUUGCUGUUCGCAUGGAUUUCCAUAACACAUCUUUGUGCUUUGUUAAUACACAUUUAGCAGCCCAUGUUGAAGAAUAUGAAAGACGUAAUCAAGAUUAUCAAAAUAUAUGUUCAAGAAUGGUAUUUUCAAAUUUUACACCUCCAAAAACUGUUAAGGAUCAUAAUCAAGUUUAUUGGUUUGGUGACCUCAAUUAUAGGAUAACUGAAAUGGAUGCAAUAUCUGUAAAAGAUUUAGUACACAAAAAUAAUUUUAAAAUUGUAUUGGAAGCAGAUCAGUUAAAGCAACAACAUAGAGCUGGAAAUGUUUUUAAAGGUUAUAAAGAAGGUUCGAUUAAUUUCCUUCCUACCUAUAAAUAUGAUCCGGGUACUAAUGACUGGGAUAGCAGUGAGAAGAAUCGUGCUCCUGCAUGGUGUGACCGAAUAUUGUGGCGAGGUAAUUCAAUUAAACAACUUGCAUACAGAAGUCAUCCUAAUUUCUUGAUCAGUGAUCAUAAACCAGUCAGCGCAUUAUUUGAAUCUGAAGUAAAAGUUGUUGAUUUAACCAAGUACAGAAAAAUUCAUGAACAUAUAAUGAAAAAAUUAGACAAAGCAGAAAAUGAAUACUUACCUCAAGUUAUGGUUGAUAACACUGAAAUUAUUUUCCACAAUGUGAAGUUUAUGGAACCUCAAUUAAAAGAACUCACAGUUGCUAAUACUGGUCAAGUUCCUGUACAAUUUGAAUUUAUUAAAAAAUUAGACGAUUCUACAUAUUGUAAAGAAUGGUUGCGAAUUGAGCCUUUCAUGAGUUUUAUUGAUCCUGGUGAAAAAUGUGAUAUUACUUUAGAAGUUAUGAUAGAUAAAAAAUCAGCAUACAAAAUGAUUAGUGGCCAAGACAAAUUGUAUGAUAUUUUAGUAUUACAUUUAGAUGGUGGAAAAGAUAUCUUUAUUACUGUUACAGGUAACUAUGAACGAAGUUGUUUUGGUUGUUCAUUAGAAACACUUUGUUAUUUGAAGGUUCCUAUUAAAAAUAUACCAUUUGGAAAACUUAUGGAACUUGAAAACAAUAAAAGCAACUUAACUUCAGAUCCUUACCCAGUACCUAAAGAAGUAUGGUACCUUGUGGAUCAUUUAUACAGGCAUGGUCUUAAACAAGAACAUUUAUUUGAACAAUCUGGUCUCAGAUCUGAAUUUGUUCAGAUUCGAAAUUGGUUAGAUAAUGGAACACCAGAUGCUUUACCUGGUAGUGUACAUUCUGUAGCUGAAGCUCUAUUAAUACUAUUAGACAGUACAUCAGAGCCCAUAAUACCAUACAAUUUGCAUGCAACUUGUUUAUCUGCAGUGUCUUAUUACAGUCAAUGUAAACAAAUUAUUUCUCAAUUACCAGAGCGAAGUAAAAAUGUAUUUUUAUACCUUUGUGCAUUUCUUCAAGAACUAUUGAAUCAUGUCAGUGAUAACAAAUUAGAUGUUAAAACUAUUGCUUCUGUUUUUGGUGAAAUAUUUAUUCGAGAUCCUCCCAGAUCUCGUUUAGAUAAAUCUAGCCAUACUAGAACUUCUAUGUCAAGGAAGAAGACCAAUUUUGUAUACCAUUUUCUAGUCAACGAUCAAAGUGAUUUAAUAAUCGGUACAUCUUUUUAG